Pangasianodon hypophthalmus (striped catfish) is the source of this 2385-nucleotide messenger RNA. RefSeq names its product forkhead box C1a (gene foxc1a). Gene Ontology annotation, molecular function: DNA-binding transcription factor activity, RNA polymerase II-specific; RNA polymerase II cis-regulatory region sequence-specific DNA binding. The transcript has a single exon. Lineage: Eukaryota; Metazoa; Chordata; Actinopteri; Siluriformes; Pangasiidae. Bases 319 to 1851 code for a protein of 510 amino acids. The record is from RefSeq and is a predicted model, not a curated record. Gene Ontology annotation, biological process: anatomical structure morphogenesis; regulation of transcription by RNA polymerase II; cell differentiation.
AAAAAAAAAAAAAAAGGCAGAGAAGGGAAAGAAAUGAACGUGCACGAAAAAAGUCCCGCGUCUUGACGGAUGCCCUGAAGUUCAGAAAGUUUUUCCAAUGCGCGCUUCGGCGAAGAGAAAGAGAGUGAAAGAGUGAGCGAGGUGGCUGCAGAGACAGUACCGAGGCCCUGGACGAGAGCUGAACAUUUUGUGGACUUUUUUUUUACUCUCCUUGGACUCUUUUUUUUUCUUUUAAAGCUAGGAAAAGAAACUUAAAGUGGAUUUGUGCCGUUUCGGAUCUCUCGGUGGUGCUUUUCGGUCGUCGGCGGAAUAAUCACCAUGCAGGCGCGCUACUCGGUGUCGAGCCCUAACUCUCUGGGCGUCGUGCCGUACAUUAGCGGCGAGCAGAGCUACUAUCGCGCGGCGGCGGCCGGCGGCGGCUACGCGGGCAUGGCGGCGCCCAUGAGCAUGUACUCGCACGCCGCGCACGAGCAGUACCCGGGCGGCAUGGCGCGGGCGUACGGGCCGUACGCGCCUCAGCCGCAGCCCAAGGACAUGGUCAAGCCGCCGUACAGCUACAUCGCGCUCAUCACCAUGGCCAUCCAGAACUCUCCGGAUAAGAAGAUCACCCUGAACGGGAUCUAUCAGUUCAUCAUGGAGCGCUUCCCCUUCUACCGGGACAACAAGCAAGGCUGGCAGAACAGCAUUCGCCAUAACCUGUCGCUCAACGAGUGCUUCGUUAAAGUUCCGCGCGAUGACAAGAAGCCGGGUAAGGGCAGCUACUGGACGCUUGACCCGGACUCGUACAACAUGUUUGAGAACGGCAGCUUCCUGCGACGGCGGCGUCGCUUCAAGAAGAAGGACGCUCUGAAAGAGAAGGAAGACCGGCAGAUCAAGGAGGCCACGUCCUCUCGCCAGCAGCCGCAGCAGCAGCAGCAACAGGGCCGCGAGCAGCAGGAGCCGACUGCUGCGCCACCAGUGCGCAUUCAGGACAUCAAGACGGAGAACGGUGCGUGCACGCCGCCGCAGGCCGUGUCACCCGCGCUCGGUGCGGUUCCCAAGAUCGAGAGCCCUGACAGCAGCAGCAGUAGCAUGUCAAGCGGCAGCCCGCACAGCGUGCCGUCAUCUUCAGCUCGCUCCGUGGGCCUGGACGGCGGCGGUGCUGGAGAGCCGCAGCAGCAGCAGCAGCAGCAGCAGCAUCACGCACACCACCAGCAACAACACCCACACCACGGCCACGGGCACGCGCAGGGCUUCAGCGUGGACAACAUCAUGACCUCGUUGCGCGGCUCGCCGCAGGGCGCCGGGGACCUCACGCCGUCUCUCGCGGCCUCCACGCGGACAGGUAUAAGCCCUUCGUUGUCCCUUAACUACUCGCCGAGCCAGGCGGCCGCGUACAGCUCGCCCUGCAACCAGAGCGCCGUCUCCACUACCUCGCACGCCACCUACCACUGCAACAUGCAGGCCAUGAGCUUGUACGCGGCGGAGCGCGCCGGCACCACCGCCGCCAGCACCACCUCGGUGGACGAGACUUUGCCCGACUACUCCAUCACGACCACCGCCGCCUCGUCGUCCUCGCUGGGCCACGCCGGCCACCUUGGCUCAGGCCAGGAGGGACACCAUCCUCACUCGCAUCAGGGCCGCCUCGCCUCGUGGUACCUGAACCAGGCCGGAGACCUGGGCCACCUCGGCGCCACCUACCCGACACAGCAGCAGAACUUUCACUCGGUGCGAGAAAUGUUCGAGUCACAGCGGAUCGGCUUGAAUAACUCCCCGGUGAACGGAAAUAACAGCUGUCAGAUGUCCUUUCCUUCCAGCCAGUCCAUAUACCGCGCGUCUGGGGCUUUUGUCUACGACUGCAGCAAGUUCUGACCAAAAGUCCACUUUUGUGCGAUAUUUUUUUUUUUAUAUUUUAUUUCCCCCUCAUUUCCCCUUUCUUUUUUUCUCCAUAAACAGAGAAUCUUUGAUACUUAUUACCCUCUCCUCGCCAUGGACUGAACACACAAACACAUGGUGUGGGUUUAUUAUGGACAGUGUUACUGCAAAUAACACGUAAGUCUCCUUUUUCGCUUUUGCGAGCUAUAUGCUUUGCUUUAAAAAAAAAAAAAAACAAGAAAGACAAAGAAAAAAAAACGCCAGCUUUUCACGGACUUGUUAUUACGUGUAAAUUGCAUAUAGUAAUUUAUUUCUGAAAUGUAACCGGAAUAUUAUGGACCAAACACCCGAACCGUUUUGUUUCUAAAACUGAGUUGCCUUUAAUUGUGCAGAAAUGUUCCAUUAUAACAAGGGAACAGAAACGUGUAUAUCGCAAUAUUCAUUCAAAUUAUCUCAUUUUGUUGAAAAAAAAAAGUAUUCUGAAGGAUCUGCAUUCUUUGUUUAAUAAAUUACCAUUUUAUUUGAGUUAAA